GUGGUAUAGACCAAACGCGCCAACUAUGAAAUCUAGAGGGUGGGAGGGCAGCUUUGGUAGGACGUAAACGUUUUGUCCUGUUUACCUCUACUAAAAUUAGAUUCUUUUGAAGCAUUUGUAAUUUUCAAUUGUCUGAGAUGUAACAAGUCACAAGAUUACUAGGACCAUGAGUGGCAGACAGUUCCUGGAUACCCUGAAGCAGAUUGGCUAUCCAAAGUCACAUGACUACCAGCCGGAUGAUUUUGAUUGGCUGUUUGAGAGUGAGGCUGCGGCUCCAUUUUUGAGGUGGUUCUGUGACCAUGUCGGACCUGACAAUGUACUCACUGAGGAGGAACUGCAGAAAUUUGAGGAACUGCAGUCGUCAGGUGCGCCCAUCCUGGAGGGACGUCAGCUGGACAAGGCUCUACAGAGCAUGCCCAGGGAGGAGAAAACACUGUCCGGGGAACAACUCAGAGAGGAAGUGUCUCGUCUGGAAGAGGAGCUGAAAACUUGUGAGGCUCGCAAGAAGAUCCUACUGCACCACAGGAACAAACUUAGCCUGCAUCAGACAGCUACAAACCACCGGCUGUCUAAACUGGAUGCCGUACAAGAAGCUGCUAAACAGGAGCACAGGGCACAGGUGGACAAGUGUCGGGAGGAUGACUCUAAGAUGAACACAGACUUGCAAGAGCUGACCCAAACUGUGAGUAAGCUGACGUCCCUGUAUACAACAAGUGCAGCUGACGGCUGCAGUACCACAGCCAGUCAACAGGGGGCAGUGUUCCUGUCACAGCUUCCACUGAAGGACCACUUUGUCAAGGAGGAUGCCUUCAUGCAGCAGCUGACUGACUACACCAAAAGGCAGUUCUUUGAUGGUAUAGCAGACUUGGCGGGGCAUGCGGAAGGUUCUCGGUACCAGUUCCUGGACGUGAGGGAUCCGUCCAGUCUACUGGUGAUGGGAGAAACUGACCAGGUCAUCAGGAAGAACUGUCACGAACUCGCCAGGCUUCAGAACAUUUUCCCACUGAGCCAGAGACAGUACAUCCAGGCUAAGGUCCAGGAGAGCAGAACCCUCGCCGCGCGACAAGCCAUGGAGCGGAAGUUACAACAGUUACACAGCAAGCCUUAUCCUGAGGACACUGCAAAACUCAGUAAACAGCUGCAGGAGACCCAGGCCGUGCUGACUGCGGUACAGCGGCAAACGGCUGUCCUGUCGGAGGUGGAGGUCCCGCGACUGAUCCAGGCUAACGCUGAGCUGCAGGCCACACGGAUCCUGCAGGGAGACUACAACCUCAAGAUCGCUCGACAGGACUACUUCAUCUCCAAACAGGAGGAGGUGAUUGCUCAGCUGUUAAAGCAGCGAGCCAGGAAUGAGUUUCUCCUGACGGCGCUGGAGGUGGAGGGCCGCGCUCACCGCGAGACACGGCGGCUGCUCAUGGCGCUACGCAAGGACCUGGACAAGGCUGUCACCAUGACGCAAGACAGACUGGCUAUCUUACAAGAUCCGGUGUACAAGACUUCACGCACAGCCAGGGCAACUAUCGACUCACGGGACAACUUCACCAUCAGACUCCACAACAUCAUAGUUGGAUCUCCCAGUGAGGACCAUGAUAGGAAACAGCCGUUGUUUCGUACCUACUCCAGUCUGGAGGAAGGUGCCUGUAGUCUGAACCUGGACCUACAGACUCUGCAGGCUAGCCUGGCUGACUCCAGUACAGGCAAGGAGGACAAGCUCAAACACCUAGAGACCAGUGUACAGGACCUGGGGACUGCCGUGUAUGACAGGGCCACCCCCGGCAGCGGACCUACCACCCUCGGGCCAAAGGCUAUUUUGGACUCCAUGUUGAAGUUGGAUUUGACCUUGAAAGACCUUGAAGCCAGCCUGAUGGAGACCUUGAAGGACAUGAACAAGAAGAAAAGGGACCUGCAGAAUGACCCCAAUCUUGUGAAGGAGCGCCACCUGUUUGUAGACUUCUUCACUGCACCUGACCGCCUGAAGGAGACCAUAGAGGAUCUGAAUGCCAGGGUGCAGGCUGCCCAAAUAUCCUGAAAAAAACUUUCUUGCCCACAGUUUAUAUUGUAUAUAUCCUGUCUGAGUGAUAGAAUCUCUUAA
This is a messenger RNA of Branchiostoma belcheri (Belcher's lancelet), 2092 nucleotides long. Its product is annotated as HAUS augmin-like complex subunit 3. Bases 167 to 2029 code for a protein of 620 amino acids. The record is from RefSeq and is a predicted model, not a curated record. Lineage: Eukaryota; Metazoa; Chordata; Leptocardii; Amphioxiformes; Branchiostomatidae. Gene Ontology annotation, cellular component: mitotic spindle; HAUS complex; centrosome. The transcript is spliced from 16 exons. Gene Ontology annotation, biological process: spindle assembly; centrosome cycle.